Molecule: messenger RNA, 1005 nt
Organism: Cyphellophora attinorum
Lineage: Eukaryota; Fungi; Ascomycota; Eurotiomycetes; Chaetothyriales; Cyphellophoraceae
Exons: 3
Coding region: 1-1005 (334 amino acids)
Source: RefSeq, a predicted model, not a curated record
AUGCAGAUCGACUGGCAAUACAUCGUUAUCGAACUACUUACCUACAUAGUCUUCUGCAUAGUGUACAUCUGGACGACGGUUCUGUGGCUAUUAGCGAAGAUCCCACUCUGGCCGUACAUCCUCACCGGUGGAUGGUGGCCCUUCCGACGCAAGACCAUACCAGAACCCACAUCUUCGGAGCACACAUUGCCCCCUCACGCGUUGUCGAGCAGCGUCUAUCACAUCGCCGACACCGACACGACAGCCGAAGAAACGGUACUGAAGGGUCCCUUCCCAGAACACAUCCGUGCCGCUCUGGCAGAAAUCGACUACGCUAGCCCACACCUCGUUCACGCGAGUCACUUCCUCCAGAAAGCCAAUGCUUGGAACGAGGUAGGAACCUGGGUCGCUGCUGUCACCGGUCUCAACCCGGAGAUCACAAAGAUGCGGAAGCAGGUCUUGGGUACGAUCAAGGAGUGUAAGGGGCUGUUGCAGUCGUGGUUGCUGACGCUUAGGGAGACGCUGCACUGUGUGGAGAGGCGGAAGAUGAAGGCGUGGGGUUCAGGAUUGAACUUGGAAGUGGUGAGUGUGGAAGAUUUGGAGGAGGAAGUCUGGGAGAUGAAGAACGACGUCGAUGCCUGGACGGGGGUUCUGAGGGGUUUGGUUCAGGUAGCGCGUGAGGUUGCUGCGAGCUGGUUCACACGGGACUCGGCUGAUGCCUCAGCGCCGCCUGACUACGUUGCCAGCGAGGUCGAGGCACGAGUCGCGCGUCAGAUGGCGCUUAUCUGGACGUCUAGUCUGAACACCGUCCUCGGUGAUUUCAAGGUCGGUAUUGAUGCGGCCGCCGGGGACUCUGGAGGAUUCUAUACGUUUUUGACGCUAGAGGGCGACGUAGUCCCUGCCUGCGAAGUCGCGAAGUUCGUUCCGCGAGAGUGUCUGCCCGUCGACUGGCUGCGUCGGCCAGCGGCGAGAGAGAAGCCGGCGCUGUUGAGUCGAGCGCGAUGGAGAGGCGUCUUCUCCCGCUAG